Molecule: messenger RNA, 594 nt
Organism: Aspergillus bombycis
Lineage: Eukaryota; Fungi; Ascomycota; Eurotiomycetes; Eurotiales; Aspergillaceae
Product: DUF1772 domain-containing protein
Exons: 2
Source: RefSeq, a predicted model, not a curated record
ACAAACACGAGGGCGAAAGAAGAAUUAAAGAACGUGUUCCUCCUUGCAGACGGAGAGUUAGCUGUGCACGCCUCUUUCAGCCGCAUUUUUACCAGAAGAACAAACAAGAUGGGCACCGAAUAUGUGGCCGUCCUCACCGGGUCCUUUCUGACGGGGGCCAUGAUGAACCUCCAUCUGCUCACCAUUCCCAUUCUUGUCGAGACCACCCAACAGCCGGCCCAGCUGUUGCACCAAUGGAGCCGUAUUUUCUACAGCGGCCAUCGUAAAGGCCCCGGAAUCGCCUUUGUGACGGGUUCCCUGUACGGAUAUGCGGCGUGGGCCAAGUACUCUGUCGGUGAACCUUGGCAUCACUGGAUGGUCGCCGCCGUCACGACGGUGAGCAUGGUGCCCUACACGUGGAUAUUCAUGAACGCUACGAACACCGCCCUCUUCCACGCCGAGGAUCAGUUCAAGAAAGGGAACGUGGAGAUUAGCUUACGGGAGAGCGUGAGAUUAGUAAGAAAGUGGGAUUGGCUUAACACUGUGCGAGCGCUCUUUCCACUGGCGGGCUCGGUUAUGGGGAUGCUGGGAGUGUGCGGCGUGAUGCGGUACUGA